CAUAUGGUGAAGGUCCGCAUAUCGAAGUGUCGACUGCCAGAUUCGGGCAUUGCCAACGCUGUAGCAGCCAGAACAGUCCGUAUCUCAGCCAGGCAAGAUGGUCUUCAUUCUCGGUGUCAACUUCCCUGAGCGGAACCUCGUCAAGAAGUCCCUCGAGUCCUUCUUCGGCGUUGGUCCUCAGCACUCCUCCCGGCUCAUGUCCCGCUUCUAUAUCCACCCGACGGCCAAGGUCGGCGAGCUCGCCAACAAGCAGGUGCUCGAACUCACAGCGGCGCUAUCGGAAAUGAAGAUCGAGAACGACCUCCGCAGACAGGUGUUGGAUGAUAUCAAGCGAUUGAGGGAUACCGGUACUUACCGUGGCCGGAGACAUGCCCUGGGAUUGCCGGUCCGCGGCCAGAACACGAGGAACCAGAUCAAAACUGCUAUCAAGCUCAACCGUGUCGAGCGACGACUGUGAUAUAUACGCUUUUUCAUUGUGGGGAAACAUCGGAGGGCGUUUAUCUUAUUAUUUCCUGCUGCUGGUCAUCGCCUCAAUUCCUUUUAUAAUGUACAGUAUUUGUAUCACGAAGCUCGAAGAAGAAUAGAGAAGGAAAAAGGAUAACACUU
Molecule: messenger RNA, 606 nt
Organism: Paecilomyces variotii
Lineage: Eukaryota; Fungi; Ascomycota; Eurotiomycetes; Eurotiales; Thermoascaceae
Product: 40S ribosomal protein S13
Exons: 4
Coding region: 98-457 (119 amino acids)
Biological process (GO): translation
Cellular component (GO): small ribosomal subunit; ribosome; mitochondrion
Molecular function (GO): structural constituent of ribosome; RNA binding
Source: RefSeq, a predicted model, not a curated record